AUGUCUUUUGAUAUAUCCAAGCUUCAAGAUCCUCCAAUGCUGUCUUAUUCUUUUAGUGUUUACCAUAUCGACGUUUUUGAAAAAUCAAAAUUCACCGACUAUGACUCCGUGCUUACAAAUCGCUUGGCUCAAGAUCAUGCUAGAGCUACAUACUUAGCAUCAAAGUUCAAAUACCGCGAUACUGAAAUAAAAAAAGACCCCGAUUUUCAAGAGAAGUACGCGCAUAAUUUGAGUAAGAACCAUGACCAAACCCUAAAGGUAGCACCUACUUCAUACUAUCAAAGUCAUUAUGUUGCCCUAUUUAUGCUUGGUAGUGAAAGAAUAAGAAAUUACUUACUAAUAGACACUGGAAGUUAUUUAGUUUGGUGGCAAUGUGCACCUUGUGUUCCAAAUAAAUGUUUUAAACAGGUUUUUAAUACUAUAUAUAAUCGUACCACGUCGAAAACUUUCAAAAGACUUUAUUGUGUUGAGGAUAGUUCAGUUUGUAUAGCUGAAGAUCCACAUUUUCAUUGUGCUUUAAGUAGUAGUUUAUGUUUUUAUGAGACAACAUAUGGAAGUGGACAAACAACAAAAGGUUUUAUGCAAUCUGAGGUUAUUAUUUUUCCUUCAGACAAUACACAAGCUAGGAUUAAUUUUGGUUGUAGUAUUGAUCAAAGAAGUGGUAGUCAAGAUUUCAGUGGUACAUUUUCUGGAAUUGCUGGACUUGGUCGAAGAGUUAGCACGAACGCCAUAGGUGGAUACUCUUUACCAUCUCAAUUAGGGUCGUCUAUAUUUGCAUUAUGUUUACCAAGUUCUACUUCAGUACAACCAUCUGUUCUCACGUUUAAUAAAGCUCCGUGGUCAUAUGGAACCGAGGUGAAACUAGUAAAAAAUCCAUUAAACCCUCAUUUUUAUAAUGUUAAUAUUUUCAAGAUUGUGAUUAACGAUAAAGUUGUUCCAGUGGAACCUUCGUGGUGGAAUAAUGGUAAUCAAGGUGUUAUUGUCGAUACAGGGACACUGAUUACGCGUUUUCCUCAUGAUUUUUAUAUUAUAUUUCGCGACGUUUUUAGACUUGAGGUUAAAGAUUAUGAAAUGGUUGAAGAUGGAGUUGGUCCAUUUGAUACAUGUUACAAAGAUGAUCCAUUUAGCGCUGAAGUAUAUUUCCCAGUUGUGAGGUUUUACUUUGGCAAUAUUUCUCCAAGUCAAGAGCUGAUGGUGAAAAACGCAGUCGAAACUGUGACCGCGGAAUGA
Nicotiana tabacum (common tobacco) is the source of this 1230-nucleotide messenger RNA. Its product is annotated as protein ASPARTIC PROTEASE IN GUARD CELL 1-like. Gene Ontology annotation, biological process: proteolysis. The record is from RefSeq and is a predicted model, not a curated record. NCBI's taxonomy places the organism in Eukaryota, Viridiplantae, Streptophyta, Magnoliopsida, Solanales, Solanaceae. Gene Ontology annotation, molecular function: aspartic-type endopeptidase activity.